This is a messenger RNA of Cydia fagiglandana, 4025 nucleotides long. Its product is annotated as histidine-rich glycoprotein-like. The record is from RefSeq and is a predicted model, not a curated record. The coding region runs from base 108 to 1172 and encodes 354 amino acids. The transcript is spliced from 4 exons. Lineage: Eukaryota; Metazoa; Arthropoda; Insecta; Lepidoptera; Tortricidae.
UGACCGCGCGCGCCCGCUUGAGCAAAUAUCAUUGUUUGCUUAUUCUUAUUUGCAAUCUACCGACUUCGAAAGGUAUAAAAGAAAAAAAUACAGCGCUUGCAGCAGUGAUGAAGUUACUUUGGUUGUUGUUAGUUGUUGCGGUGGCCGCUCAGCUCGAUGAUAACAUCGAGGAGGAGGAGCUGGAGGAACCUUAUAAUGAAGAAGAUUAUGAGCAUUCUAGAGACAAAAGAAACUAUGACGAACAUUCUAGAACCAGACGAGAUAUAGAUGAUGGCGAUCCUUAUGAAGAGAUUUUUAGAACGCGCCGGGAUAUUCAUGAACCUUUUGAAGAAUAUUCUAAAAGUGAGAUAAAUGGCGAUUAUGAAGAGAAUCAUAGGACACGGCGUAAUGUGCACGAAGGUCCGUUUGAAGAGCAUAUAAGAGUGAAGAGAUGUACAUACGAAGACGUCCCAUUAAGCCGUGUUCGUCGCUCAGUAAGAACUCCUCGCCAAGUCCAUCAAUAUGAAGUCCAUGAGUUUACGGAUGGGGAAAGUUAUCCUUCGCCUCCUUAUGAAGAAAUGUUAGCGGCUAGCGCUGAACAUUACCAUAAAGUUUACGCAGCUCCGAAUACGAGGCCAGAUAGUUCCAGUGGCUUUAAACAUGAUCACCAUGUAGACAAAGGUGCUAAGGGCUUCAAAACGGAUGAGCUCCAUCGUAAAGAAUAUGAAGAAGCAGAAGGAAAGAAGAAGAAACACCAUGAUAAAGCUGAUCAUAAGGGCAGCCAUGAGGAGGAGGCUCAUGGACAUAAGGGCUCCAAGUUCGAUGAGAAGAAGGGGCAUAAGAAGGGACAUAAAACUAAAGGCUACCACAACAAAUACCACAAAGACGAGUUUCACAAAGAGCACAAGUUCUACGACGACUUCCACAAGAGCGGCGAACACCACCGAUACGGCAAAUUCAACGCGAAACACGCCAGCAAUGAGAGCGGGAAGAAGAAGGCGCAUCAUGUUAACGCUGGACAUGACUUCGUUGAACGAGGCAAGAAGGGAUACAGCAACAAGGGCCACCUGGACGCGGACCACAAAGGCCACAACGGCAAGCACGGCCACGAGGAACACCACGAGAACCACUCCUCACACGGCAAGAAAGGGGGCAAGGAGGGAGGCUCGCACUGGAAAUAUGCGAAGAACUAAAACCUUCAAUGAUGUUGCGGAUAUUCUUUUAAAUGCUUUAAAGUUAAUCGGAAAUUUGAAGAAAUUUUCAUUUUGGAAAAUUUCGUUGCCAAUGGAAUUUAAAAAGCAUUUAGAAGAAAUAGCUAUUUUAGAAAGCUUUCGCCGGCGCAUCAGAAACCAUGCCAUGAUAUAGGGCUAUAUAGUUUUUAAGGCAAAAAGACACCUUGAUGCGUGAUGUAAUAAUAGGCUUGAAUUGAAAUUGAAAUCGUUUAUUGCAUAUCACAUAGGUAUAGGUGUUCUUAAAUAUAAGCUGUUCAUGUGACGCCUUUUUAGGGCACAGCAACAUAGUUCCACAUAGGACAACAUACGCAACAACUUCAAUUAUCCGCGUACGCUGAUUUUAAUGUGUGAAAUUUUAUGCAAUAUGUCACACCGCUUGAUGUGACAGCUGACAUAUGAUUUCUUAUAUUAAAACUAGCUUCAUGCAUUAGUAUUUAAUGUAGCCCGGCUUUAUCCUGAAUCCUGGAUCACUGCGACUGCCAUUCUCUGGAAGUUUCAUCUUCUAGCCCACGCGUCGAAACUUAACAACAAGACAAAUGCAAUUUUGAUUUGUCAAAAUAACGAUUCACAUUAGAAUGGAAUGGGAGACUUUUUAUAGGCCUCUGGGCUGCUAGAGGAUAAGUAAAAGGUUGUGACACCAAUUGCCAGUCGUUUUAAUAAUCAGUAUUAUAUGAGUUGAAUUUAGGGAUGUGAUACUUUAGAUCUAUUGUUACUUUUUCUUGAGAAAAUAUUUAUAAAGAUUCUUUCUUCCACCUUCUAAGCUCUAAUGCAUAGGUGGGUCAAAAUUAUUUUCGUUGUCUUGUUAUUGACUGACUACUACUCUGUCACACUUCUAUUUUUGUCUUUAUCAAAUAAAAGAAGAAGAGUGCUUUCUAACUAUGGAUUAUAAUUCUCAUGAGAAAAAUUAAAAACUCAACUUUACGUAACGAAAUUUCACCCCAUACAAAAAGCUCCACUCCGUCACAUUUUUGCGGUAAAAAAAUAAGACACCGAAAAGAAUAAAAGAAUAAUAAUAAGUACUAUGACUAAAUAUUGAAAUACUUGUCAAAGAAAAGUACGAACAAGUUAAAAUAACCAAUAGUCGUACAAAAUAGACCAGAAUAGAAUAGAGUAGAAUAGAUUGAUCGACGGUAAAAUAAACAGACAUCGAAACCCACUUAACACUCAAUAGAAAAAGUGUAUCAAAUAGUUUAAACGGUUAUAUCAAGUGACGCAACCGAAAGACCGAAACGAACUACCGUCGCAACCUAAUUCGAGAAGUUACUUUGUCUCACUGAACUUUAACUUGGCAAAACUUAACCUUAGUACGCACACAUUAGAGUUGUUAUUUGCGUGAACGAAAUUGCUUUAUACAGUAGAAACGCAUGAAAUCAGUCCAGCCCGUGUGAAAUUCAGUUCCGUGGGUUUAUUUAUUGUAUAGUAUAUUCUUAUUUCAUCAGGAAGUGAAUUUUAACGUAUUUAAGAUGCUGGCAAGAACUAAAUAUUUACUAUUAUAUGAUGACAAUGACAUACAUAGAUACCUACUAAUUUUAAACACAUACGUGGCGUUCUUUAUAAGGAAUCAUACUGUACUUUUUGAUGCCAUAAGGAAUCUUUGUAAAUAGGAAGCCAUUUAGGUAUUCGACUUUCUUUUAUAAAAUAGUUUUGAUCAUGAUAAGAAUUUUUUAAUCAAUUACUUAAAUCCUUUUCAUUGUCGACAUCUUUAAUUCCUAUGAUAUAUUUUCUUCCAACAGUUUUUAAUUCAAUAAUUUUCUUUAGUAUUAUCAUGUUAUUAUCAGCAUCUUAAAUACCAUCAGAUAUUGUAAAUAAUGUUUUACCAUUAAUUGUACAUACCAGUAUUAUUAUAUUAUUAUUAUUUAGAUUAUAAAAAAUAUGCUAAUAAUGAUAUAUUCUCGCAGACCUCAAUGCAGGAAACUUCGUUUUGCAUUUUUAUACAAAUACCCCCAUUUUAUCUAAGUUACAGAAGUAGUGCAUAAUUGUUUUCCAUCGUAUUUUCUCCUUUAAACGUCGUAAUCAGCAUAAAAACCUACCGUUAAUGUAAGAAUACGAAAAAUAUUACAUAUUUCAUAUUUAAUUACUUACCUCUUCAUCAAUAUAACACGUUUAUUUUUUAAUAUUCAAUAUUGAAAAUUCUGUUCUUAAUAAGUUGACUGAAUGGAACGGAAUAGCUGCCAAACGCCCAUAGAUAUAAUAUACUUAAAGACGACGUCUAACCGAGCUGUCACUGUUACCAAUUUUGUUUAGUGUACGAUUAACAAUGUUUUUCUUAUUUUUUCGCAACUGUAUUAAAAAACGUCGUUCGAUACACGUGCGGAAAUGUCAUUCUUCACUCGUCCCGAGUCUUGCCACUCGCCUGCGGCUCGUGGCAAGAUAGCUCGGUACUCGUGAAGUAAUGACAUACCUUCCGCACUAGCAUCGAAAUGUACUAUUAUUUGGAAUAUUUGCAAGUUACUGAAAACUUGAUGUACCUAGUUAUCUACCUAAAAUUAGCCACAAAAUGCAGUAGCAAUAUUGUAGCUGUAUUUUGGGAUAGAUUAAGUGGGAAGCCUGGGAAAAACUCAUAUUUCAAUGUGUAUGUAUAAAUUUAAUUUUUGAACAACCGUUUUAUACUAACAAACAACAGUGAAAUAACAUAUUACGAAUAUAUUAUAAAAGUAUGUUGACUUGUUUGAAUAAACCUGAGAAUAUGAAAGACUGUGGAUAUAAAAUUUCUUUAAUUGUAAUAAGAGUUUAUGAAUUAUGUGUAGGUGUUUAACGUUUUUAUACAUUUUGUCAUUACUAUUUUACUUGGUGAAAAUAAAUGAAUAAGUUUUU